This is a messenger RNA of Phoenix dactylifera (date palm), 1659 nucleotides long. RefSeq lists its product as uncharacterized. The record is from RefSeq and is a predicted model, not a curated record. NCBI's taxonomy places the organism in Eukaryota, Viridiplantae, Streptophyta, Magnoliopsida, Arecales, Arecaceae.
AUGCAGGUGUCUCCGUCUCCUGCUUCGAUUACUUCACCGAAAAACAAUGUUUCUGAGUGGAGCCAGAAACCUCCGCGGAAGAAAUCACUCCAAUCCCCUCCACCUGCUGCGAACUCCACUACAACAAGUCUUAAAACUCCACCAUCGUCGGGUAAUGCGACCAAUUUAGUGCCACCCAGACCCAGUGGACCGGAGAAUAACAACAAUGGUAAAAAUUCUCAAAGAAGUGAGGUUCCUACUAAGUCGGGAAGCCCUACGGAUAGAAGUCAGGAGAAUGCAUGCCAUGCGUCAGCUGAAAAAUGCCGUAUCGAUGAAUUGGUUGCUUGUCUUCAACCUCCUGGACAUGAUUCCAAGGGAUUAUUUCUUUUAGUCCAGAACACAGGGGAGAGCACUCUGACUGCGAAAAUUAUAGUAACACCUCCUAUAAAUAUUUAUGAGAAGAUACAAAUAGCCAAAGGAAACAACAAAACAAUUUCAAUGAAUGCUAUGAGCGGACUAGAAAUAGUUAUAAAUGCUGGAAAAGGGAAUUGCAUUCUUCACACCAAGACUUCUUUUUCUAACUGGAAUCCUGUCCAGCAGUUUCCUUCUUAUGCAACCCAUCUGACACCUAUUUAUGGUGCCUACUUUUUGUUUGUUACCAUGGUUAUUGCUGGAGGUACAUGGGCCUGUUGCAAGUUUAGGAGGGGAAGGAGAGAUGAUACUGGCAUAGCAUAUCAGCAACUUGAGAUGGGAGCACAAACACAGUCAAGUUCAGCAGUUGUUGACUCAAACAAAGCAGAUGAUUGGGAUGAGGGAUGGGAUGAGGAAUGGGAUGAGGAAGAAGCAGUGCCACAGGCUUCAGAAAAGCUACCCACUGGAAGUGUUUCAGCUAAUGGACUCACUUCAAGAUCUCCCAGAAAACAUGGGUGGGAUGUUGAUUGGGAUGAUUAGGCUCUCAACAAGGUGGAAAGUGAGUGAAUGGUCCUUUAUUUUUCCAGGAGAGGAAAUAAUCAGAAGCAAUUCCCAAAAGAAAGUUAUCUAUACUGUGGCUUUGCUAGGCAAAAGUUGCAUAUCAUAGUGCCAAGAAAAGAUAGUGAUGUUUAGGGUAUCCAGCCUAUUUGUGUGGAGAAGAAAACAAUUUCAUGAAGAAAUUUUGUAUGAUAAAUUUUUUUUCCUAAUUGCUGUUUUUGAGCAAUAGGUUUGUUAGUUGAAUUGGAAACCCUUUGAAGGGCUGUAUCUUUUAGAUUUUCACAGGGGCUUCUGAGUUGAAGAACCUUCUAUGGCGACAUCAGACAGGAUCUUCCUAGCUGCCACCUGCCCAUCCGCGAAGAGGAGUUUGAUCCAACCUUGACAGCUCUAAAACUAUCAAUGUUCUACCCAGCUGCUAAGUCCAUAAGCUAUUACAGAUCUCCUACCAUCAAGAGUACACAAUGAAGCAUCAAUACGUCACCAUUGCUCAUGAUCUAUACUUUCGGACAAAAUAAGCAGAACAAUGUGGAUCCAGGGGAUGUUGCUGUGUUGCAAUCUGUAUUGGGGUUGCCCUAAUAUCUGUUUAAAGUGUCAAAAUUAUGUAUUCUGAUGAUGAAACUUUCAUUGUUCUUUGGUUGUUUGCUUGAAAAUGCUGCUGAUUUUAUCCAAAUGAGCAAUUAGAUACAAGAGAUUGUCUUUUGUGUGCUUGAA